This is a messenger RNA of Aspergillus eucalypticola CBS 122712, 1886 nucleotides long. RefSeq names its product arylsulfatase. Gene Ontology annotation, molecular function: arylsulfatase activity. Bases 120 to 1847 code for a protein of 575 amino acids. Lineage: Eukaryota; Fungi; Ascomycota; Eurotiomycetes; Eurotiales; Aspergillaceae. The record is from RefSeq and is a predicted model, not a curated record. The transcript is spliced from 2 exons.
AAAUCAAACAAUAUGCGCGUAUGUUUAUCAGAUAACUAUAAAGCUAUCAAGCACCUCAUGGGAAUCAUGUGUGUGGUUGCAUCAAGCACCCAAAGAUCCAUCCUUACCACACCACCACGAUGACCACACCUAAACGCCCAAACUUCCUCGUCAUCGUCGCCGAUGACCUUGGUUUCAGCGACACCUCUCCCUUCGGGGGAGAAAUCGAUACCCCCAAUCUGCACCGUCUAGCAAUGGAAGGCAUCCGCAUGACAGACUUCCACACUGCAGCUUCCUGCUCACCAACCCGGGCGAUGCUCCUCUCAGGCACAGAUGCGCACAUCGCAGGACUGGGCGUCAUGGCAGAGAGCAGAAACCGAUUCCCACACAUCUUCGACGGCAAAUCCGGAUACGAAGGCUAUCUAAAUCACAAAGUCGCAGCCCUGCCCGAGAUCCUACAAGACAACGGCUACUUCACCUGCAUGUCCGGGAAAUGGCACCUCGGCCUAACCAAAGACGUAGCGCCCUGCUCCCGCGGGUUCACCCAAAACUUCACCCUCCUCCCCGGCGCAGGCAACCACUACAACCACGAGCCCCAACUCUACGACACGACCGAAAAGCCCCGAGUCAUCAUCAAGGGUGACAAGCAAAACCUCUGGAUGCGCGACGACCAAUUUCUAAACGGCGACACCGACCUGCCCAACGACUUCUACUCCUCCAAUACAUUCACCUCCAACCUCCUCUCCAUCCUCCAAAACCGCACCCCUGAGCAAACCUCCCAACCCUUCUUCGCCUACCUCCCCUUCACAGCCCCCCACUGGCCCCUCCAAGCACCCCCGGAAACCAUCAAAAAAUACCACGGCCAAUACGCCGACGGGCCCUUGGCCCUCCGCACCCGCCGUCUCCACAGCCUAAUCAAGAACGGCCUCGUGCCCGCAGACGUCGACCCCGCGCCCAUCAUCACCCUCAACACAACCCCAUGGGACGACCUCUCCCCGGAAGAAAAAGCUAAAUCCUCCCGCACCAUGGAAAUCUACGCCGCAAUGGUCGAUCUCAUCGACGUGAACAUCGGCCGCGUGCGAGACUACCUUGAAUCCAUAGACGAAUGGGACAAUACCUUCGUGGUAUUCAUGUCCGAUAACGGGGCAGAGGGGCAGCUCCUCGAAGCCAUCCCCAUCCUAGCGGGCGCUACUCUGGGCGACGUGAUUGACAAAUACUACGACAACUCGCUCGAGAACCUAGGGAACCAUAACUCCUUCAUCUGGUACGGUCCCCAAUGGGCUUCAGCAGCUACUGCACCCUGUCGAGCGCUCAAACACUACACCACGGAGGGUGGCAUCAGAUGUCCGUGUAUCGUCCGCUACCCCUCCCUGAUCAACAACAAAACUACUACCAUCGGUAUGGCCCCAGGAACCAUCACCAACACCUUCACCACAGUCAUGGACAUUCUCCCUACGGUCCUCGAUCUAGCGGGAAUCAAUCUCCCCGGGCCAAUUUUCCGCGGGAGGGAAGUAGCCCCUGUACGCGGACAUUCCUGGCGGCCGUUGCUGGAAUCUGCUGAUAAGAAUGUUGAUGUGGAUAUUUAUCAUGCGGAUGUGGUGGGGUGGGAACAGCUGGGGAUUGCGGCUGUCAGAGUGGGGAAGUGGAAAGCGCUGUAUUUGCCGCCGCCGAGGGGAGAGGGGAAGUGGGAGUUGUAUGAUCUUGAGAGGGAUUUGGGGGAGGUGGAUGAUCUUGCGGAGAAGAUGCCGGACAAGUUGGCGGAGAUGGUGGCGCAUUAUGAGAAGUAUUUUCAGGAGUCCGGGAUGUUUGAUUCGUAUUCGGUGUUUCAGGAGGAAUUGAAGAGGAAGGGGGUGGGGAGGGCUGGGUAGAUUGGAUUUAGUUUUCUCGGGGAAUUGUGUUUAAUGGUG